AUGUCGAUGUAUAAAACAUCUGCUACUACGGUGAAGCUCGUAGCUACACUACCGCUGGACAGUAUCAAGCCGCCUUCCUCUCGCUCAGAUGUGCAUUUUAACGUCCAGCAAGCGGCUGCAGACGCAGUGCCUCUGGAUAAACAGCUGAUGGGUCUGUCCAUUGAGUUUGGUAACGCAGUCGACUAUUUCGGCGACGUGAACAAUCCCAAUGCCUUUUCGAAACAACUUCUGCAGAACAUCGUGGAUCGGUCUCAGAGUCCAGCUAUCCUACGUAUAGGUGGCAAUACUCAAGAUCGAGCUAACUUUUGCGAGAACUGUAACCAGACAAUGAGUAGCAUCGUGCUGAACGACCCAAACGACCCAAAGGGCACCGAAGCAGUCAAUGUCACGUUCAACAAGAACCUAUUCAAUGUCCUGGCAAACAAUGUGCCAGCUGGAACUCCGAUUAUUUUUGGGCUCAAUUUCCGUAACAACAGCUACAGCCUAGCUCAAGCCGAGAUCGAUGGUGCCUUCAAAUACAUCGAUCAAUCUCUGGUCAUGGCAUACGAAUUAGGCAAUGAAGUGAACCUUUAUGGAGACUUUCGACCACCAGACUACGACGUGAAUGAUUAUGCCCGUCAAAUGCGUGAAUGGAUACCACGUCUCCGAGCUCGCUCAUCCGCCGCUUCGAGCUUCCAGUUUCCAUCGUUUGCAGGCCCGGAGUUAUUCAAGCCGGAUAUGAGUAUCUCGGAACUAGUGAGGUUGGGCGUACCGCAGUCCAUUCCAGGAAUUGAAUACUUCUCUGUCCAUGGCUACCCCUGGAAUAUAUGCACGGACGAAGAUGCAGCCAAAGUCGACCUGAGAAACCUCCUCGACCACCAACAGACCCUAGACCUCCUUGACCAAUACAGCAGUCAAAUAUCCGCCGCAAAACCACUCGGAAAAAUGAUGCACAUGGGCGAAACAGGCUCCGUUGCAUGCCAUGGAAAGGAUGGGGUAUCGAAUACGCUUGGAGCAGCACUCUGGCAACUGGACUACGCCCUCUCCGGGGCCACAGCUGGGAUUGACCGACUCUUCUUCCAUAACGGUAAAGGCGACUUUUACUAUUCUACGUGGGAGCCAUUGUCGACGGAGACAUCGCCUGUUCCGCAUAUUAACCCUACAUACUAUAGCAUGCUCUUCAUUGCGGAUCUCGUAGCAGAUCUUAAUGGUCCCAGGAUUACACCGAUCACGUCGCUUGAUUCUAACUCCGCCGUGCAUUUUGCUAUUUACGACAAUGAUCAGAUCCAGAAGCUCGUUCUCCUGAAUACCGAGUAUUUUAACGAGACAACCACCCGAUCGAGUAGGGAAUUCAACAUUGCCUCUAGUCUUGGGCUAAAUUUAAAGGUCAGACGCUUGACGGGCCAAAGUUCUGAUGCAAGAACUGGCGUGACUUGGGCUGGUCAGAGUGUCGAUGCGAGUGGUGGGAUCACAGGCGACUUGAACAUUGAGAGUGUCUCGACUGGCAUCGUAACCCUGCUCGCUUCGGAGGCUGUCAUAGUGGAGCGAGCGUGA
Molecule: messenger RNA, 1533 nt
Organism: Aspergillus oryzae RIB40
Lineage: Eukaryota; Fungi; Ascomycota; Eurotiomycetes; Eurotiales; Aspergillaceae
Product: glycosyl hydrolase family 79 C-terminal domain-containing protein
Exons: 6
Coding region: 1-1533 (510 amino acids)
Source: RefSeq, a predicted model, not a curated record